AUGUCCAAAGUUGUUAUUCUCGGUGCUGGUGUGAGCGGCCUGACAUCGGCUGUCGCCUUGUUGCAAGCUGGCUAUAAGGAUGUCACCGUUAUUGGUCAAUACAUCCCUGGUGAUAUGACUACAGAAUAUACUUCACCAUGGGCUGGUGCUUCUGUUCUUAGCUUUGCCUCGGCUAUGGAUAAGCGUCUUAUCGAAAUUGAUACUGAUACUCACAAGGUGUUCAAGUACCUUGCUAACAAUGUUCCCGAAUCGAGUGUCCAACAUUGCCCAGGAAUCCAAUUCUAUGAUACUGAUGAUGAGCCUAAUGAAGAUAACACUUGGGUGCGCCAACUCUAUUCCAACUUUGAAAUCAUUCCCAAGUCCAGUCUCCCUGCUGGUGCCAAGUCGGGCUAUACCUUUGAUUCAUAUACGUUAAGCGUUCCCAAGUACCUCAAGUGGCUCGUGGGACGAAUCACAUCUCUCGGUGGUCGCGUAUUACGUGAUCAUCGCGUGGGAAGUCUUCAAGAAGUGGUGGAUCGCUAUCAAUGUGAUAUCGUAAUCAACUGCACUGGCCUUGGUGCAGCUCAACUCAAUGAUGUUCGUGACAGCAACAUGCACACCAUUCGUGGUCAAACUGUGCUUGUGGAUGCACCUCAUAUCAAGAAGCAAUACUAUCGUGAUGCUGGUGAUGUGAUGGCAUACAUUAUCCCUCGUGGUGAUGGUACUGUCAUUUGUGGUGGUACAUACGACAAGACCAACAAGGAUCUUAAUGCUGAUCCAGCUAUUGCCAAGGGUAUCUUGGAACGCUGCUAUGACUUGUGUCCUGAGGUUGCAUACAACAAGGGCGUCGAAGGCUACAAGAUCAUUUCCCACAAUGUCGGUUUUAGACCUGGUCGUCAUGGUGGUAUUCGUCUCGAAAGAGAAACUCGAGUGGAUGCUGUUCGUGGAAAAAAGUAUACUGUGGUUCACAACUAUGGUCAUUCUUCCCAUGGCUAUCAAUCGAGCUGGGGCUCUGCUGAGCGUAUAGUAAAACUCGUAAAGAUGGAUACAUUGAUGGCCAAGUUAUAA
Molecule: messenger RNA, 1047 nt
Organism: Lichtheimia ornata
Lineage: Eukaryota; Fungi; Mucoromycota; Mucoromycetes; Mucorales; Lichtheimiaceae
Exons: 8
Coding region: 1-1047 (348 amino acids)
Molecular function (GO): D-amino-acid oxidase activity; FAD binding
Source: RefSeq, a predicted model, not a curated record